AUGACUGUCAGGCUUCUGGUUAUCCUAGGUGCUGGCCCAGGAAUUGGGUUGGCCACGGCCUCACACUUCGCUUCCGAAGGAUUUGAUAUCGCGUUGCUUUCUCGAAAUACCGACCGGCUGAGGAACGAUGUUGCAACAGUCCAGAAGAUUGCACCAAAUGUGAAAGUUCAAGCCUUUCCAGUCGAUGUUGGAGACCAUGUCGCACUGAAGAAGGCCCUUGAAAAGGUGGAAACUGAGAUGGGUAUUCCAGAAGUGGUGUACUACAAUGCGGCAAGAGUUGCGCCGAGCAAGAUUGGAGAAACAAGCCCGGAAUAUAUCUUGGAUGACUUCAAGAGUAUGAACAUCGGCAUGUACGUGGCAGCGACAUGGGCACUUCCUCAUCUCACAUCUAUUGCCCAAAAACCAGACAGGCAUGCGUCGUUCUUGUUCGGCAACAGUGGAAUUUAUGAGUUUCCCAUAAGCGAUUUCUUCUGCUUGUCAAUGCAGAAAGCUGCUCAAACGAAUUUCGCUGGGAGUCUUAGUCAGAUUGCCGGUCCUAAAGGCAUACACGUCGGCAGUGUCAACAUUGGAGGGGUCGUUAGUGACGAUGAUCCGGACAUGAAUGCCAAACUGAUUGCAAGCAAGAUAUGGGAAUUAUAUUCGCAAGACAAGGAUCACUGGACGGCUGAGGUCAAGGUUGGGGACAUUAGAGAUCUGAUCAAGAAAAUGUCGGGCCAGUAA
This is a messenger RNA of Exophiala bonariae, 720 nucleotides long. RefSeq lists its product as uncharacterized. The record is from RefSeq and is a predicted model, not a curated record. The coding region runs from base 1 to 720 and encodes 239 amino acids. Lineage: Eukaryota; Fungi; Ascomycota; Eurotiomycetes; Chaetothyriales; Herpotrichiellaceae. The transcript has 2 exons.